Penicillium griseofulvum is the source of this 1092-nucleotide messenger RNA. Its product is annotated as sodium:calcium antiporter. Gene Ontology annotation, cellular component: membrane. The transcript has 2 exons. The record is from RefSeq and is a predicted model, not a curated record. Gene Ontology annotation, molecular function: calcium channel activity; calcium, potassium:sodium antiporter activity. The coding region runs from base 1 to 1092 and encodes 363 amino acids. Gene Ontology annotation, biological process: calcium ion transmembrane transport; intracellular calcium ion homeostasis. NCBI's taxonomy places the organism in Eukaryota, Fungi, Ascomycota, Eurotiomycetes, Eurotiales, Aspergillaceae.
AUGGACUGGGACAGUCUAUUUUUUAGCACGGCAGCGUUGAUUGCCGGGGUCUUUGUACUUGACUAUGGUGCAGACAAAUUCAUCGACCACACUGUGAUCGUAGGACAGCGACUAGGCAUCUCACCGACUCUUAUUGCCCUUUUGACUGCUGGAGCUGAAUAUGAAGAGCUCGCUGUUGUUAUCGCUGCAAUCCUGCAAGGCCGCACUCCUUUAGCCCUGGGCAAUGUUAUGGGAUCUGCAAUUUCCAACAUCCUCGGUGCCUUUUCGCUGGGGCUUGUUUGUUAUCCGGGCGGUGAUCCUUUUGAUAGUAGUGCGAAGAUUUACUCUGCACUCCAAUUCUUCGUCACUACCCUUGUCGUUAUCUUGGCAUAUUUCCAGCAACUAAAUAGAGUUACCGGCGGGCUUCUCAUCGCUCUCUUCGCACUCUAUAUCAUCUCUAUUGGCUAUGCCAUCUAUAGAGGUAUCAGUGAACCACCUCAACUAUCGGACAGUGAAAGCGAUGAUGAAUCUACCGAUGUUUGUGCUGAACAAACACCAGUACAAAGUGCCGGACCGCCAGCUUUAGAGACUUCUCCUCUAUUAGGAGAUACGAACCGGGAAACGGCGAGUGCAUCCGUAAAUAAGGGCAAAAAGCUUCCGCGACCACUUUAUCAUCAUGUACUCCAGCUUAUUUUUGGGCUGCUCACCCUCUCGUUGUCGGGAUACAUCCUUGCCCACAGCGCAGGUACCAUCGCGGAUUGUCUCCAUCUAUCAGGAACUGUCUUUGGAUUGACCGUGAUCGCUUUUGCCACGACCCUGCCAGAGAAGUUGAUUGCUAUGCUCAGCGGCUUUCGUGGACAAGGAGGCAUAAUCGUUGCUACCACAGCAGGGAGCAAUAUCUUCCUGCUAACGCUAUGUGUCGGUAUUGUUGCGGUGGCGGGAUCCCUCGAUCGGUCAGACACCUUUGUUCUGUUUGAUCUGGUCACAGUUUGGGUGUCUUCGGUGUCCCUUCUGGCGGUCGUCUUUCUGGGACCCCACCGAAUUGCUGGCUUAGUACUUCUCGCUGCCUACGUGAUUUUUCUAGUCAUGGAGUUCACCGUGUACAGGCGUUAA